GCCGCUGCUGUCAGUUGUUUAACAAGAAGCAGGGCUGUACACUGGUAUCAAAGAUGAAGUGAGAUAUAUUUUAUUGCAAAUAUAAAGACAAUUAUAUUCAGAUUUGUAACGGAUAUAUAAACGAAGGAUUAACUUUUAAAGUGUAGAUUGACAGUGUUUUACAAAUAUGUUGAGUUCGACACAAACCAGUAAUGUCAAGUACGACGUACCUGAGUAUAGUACCAUUGUCCUUCUAGAAAAUGACACAGCGAAAAAUACAACGGUUACCGAUAAUUCUACUUUGAGCAGUAUAGAGAGCUGGGACCGGCAUCCAAUAAUUCGAACUACAGCAGAGAGAGCUGCCAUAAUAUUUACAGAUCCAAUCGAAGCAUUGACAGUUAUUGUUUGUAUUUUGGGCAUCAUAGCAAACGUUGCAUCAAUUAUAGCAAUUAUCAAAAUGCGAAAGAAAAUGACGACGCACCUCAAACUUAUCAUAAGCCUUUGUUUGUCAGAUGCUCUCAUUUCUCUUGGAAACUUUUCAUAUUAUUUCACUUACAUCUGUUUCAAUGGACAUGAUUGUAUUAAGACUGUAGUAAGGUUGACACCAGAUGUUGCAAUUUUCGCCACACUUUUGAAUCUACUUGUCAUGGCCCUUGAUCAUUAUGGCGCGAUCAUUAAACCAUUACGUUACAGGCAAAAGAUGACGUUUGUCAAAGGAAAUUUUGCUGUUGUAAUGGUUUGGCUUGUCAGCCUAUUCAUGGGUUUAGCAGAAGUCGUGUUUGCUAUUGGUCAAGGCGGGUCGAUUUGCACUGCAAUUACAGAAGGGAAUUAUAAUAUAGAAGUAGCCAUUAUUCUGUUCAUCUUUAUUGUACUUGUUGCAAUAUGUUUACUAUACGGAAGAAUCUACAGCCGUAUAAAAAGAGCGAUGCCGCGACGGGAAAGGGCACGCCAUCAUUCCGACUCUGGAAGCUUUAAAGCGUUAAUGACAACUGGGCUCUUUGUCGGUACCUUUAUACUGUUCUGGACUCCUUUUGCAGUUUACACUGUUUUCAUGUAUAUCAAAAAUCGAACUGAUCGUAUGUACAUCUUUCUUAAUAUUGAUAACGUCACACAAAUCCUUAAUAUUUUAUAUCUGGUUCUUCUACUGAAUGCUGUUUUUGACCCAUUCAUUUACGCCAUUCGACUACCGAAAGUAAAACAGAGAUUUAAAGCUUUUUUUACAUCAUCAAAAAGAAGUAGUAGAUCAAGUAAAACUGACAAAAUUUCAACGCACUUCCAACAGCUGUAGACCAACUUUGUCGUGAAGAUUUAAACAUCAUUUUCUAAAAUAUUUGUUUUACUAACAGUUUUAUCAAUUUAAUAUCAAACAAAUAAAAAGAAGUUUCUGAGAAAGAUUUAGUUCUUCUUACUUUUACUUGCAACUUUAUAUGAUUUGUAUCGUCCUUUUUAACAAAUGUGUUUAUGACAAUACUUUGAUCUAUAACCUAGAGAUGUCUCAAAUAUAUUUUAGCUUUCUUUCAUAAAAAACCUAAUUAAGAUACAUGGUUUUCGUAAAAUUCGUCUUUAAGCUUUAUUUCUAUAUAGAAAUAAUUCAUUCCCGUUAAACAAUAGGAGAUUUUAUACAACAUUUGUUCAUCAUAUAUUUCGGAUUUAGCACACGUAGCCAUUCAAUAUGAAUUCUUUAUGAAUAAAUUUCAUGGAAUACUUGCUUAAAACACACUUGUUACUUGAUAUAUGCACUUUGUGAAAUAGAAAUUCAAAACGAGAAAUAGAUGAAGUGAACUAAAGAUAUAUUGUAGUUUGUUAUUGUUCAGUCUUUGUUUUUGACUUAAAGAUAUACUAUGCUCACAUCUAAUAAAAUAAAAUAUUGAUAAUUUCUACA
Molecule: messenger RNA, 1861 nt
Organism: Ruditapes philippinarum (Manila clam)
Lineage: Eukaryota; Metazoa; Mollusca; Bivalvia; Venerida; Veneridae
Product: adrenocorticotropic hormone receptor-like
Exons: 2
Coding region: 167-1267 (366 amino acids)
Biological process (GO): G protein-coupled receptor signaling pathway
Cellular component (GO): membrane
Molecular function (GO): G protein-coupled receptor activity
Source: RefSeq, a predicted model, not a curated record